This is a messenger RNA of Mauremys reevesii (Reeves's turtle), 2275 nucleotides long. It is a transcript of the gene TRIT1, whose product is annotated as tRNA isopentenyltransferase 1. Gene Ontology annotation, molecular function: tRNA dimethylallyltransferase activity; ATP binding. Gene Ontology annotation, biological process: tRNA modification. Bases 500 to 1792 code for a protein of 430 amino acids. The record is from RefSeq and is a predicted model, not a curated record. Lineage: Eukaryota; Metazoa; Chordata; Testudines; Geoemydidae. The transcript is spliced from 12 exons. Gene Ontology annotation, cellular component: mitochondrion.
CGGAUGUCAGCCCUGGAGCGGGCACCCCCGGGGCAAGGGCCUGGCUUGGCCGGGAGAGCCCCAGCCUGCAAUGGGCUCCGGCUCUUUCCCCCCCCACCCAGGGGCGCAGCCAGGCCUCCUCCGUCCCUCCCCUUCUCCCGUUCCCAUAGCAGCCGCCGGCCGCUCCGCCCCCCCCUCCCCGCCGCCAUGGCCGCGGCCGCCGCGCGCUCCCUCUCCAGGCCCGGCCGCCGGGCGCUGCCGCUGGUGGUGAUCCUGGGCGCCACGGGCACCGGCAAAUCCGAGCUGGCGCUGCAGCUGGGCCUGCGGCUGGGCGGCGAGAUCGUCGGCGCCGACUCCAUGCAGCCAAAAAUAAUUUCACCUUUGGAAUGAGACUGGGCCUGGACAAUUGAAACCCAGAAAGAAUCAGUAUGAGAAGUGACGAGCUCAGGGAAUGCAGAAUGGAAGUUGAAGCUCACAUGCUUGCUCUUAUAAGCACAGCUUCCCAUCGGGAUCCUCUGGCAUGGACUCUUGUUGUGUCUCAUUGAAGUCAAUAAGGCUCUGCGGAGCACGUGAGACCUCCAUAAAUGAAUCCCAAUGCAAGGUGUACAAGGGGCUGGACAUCAUCACAAACAAGAUCUCUCCCCAGGAGCAGGCUUUGUGCAGACACCACAUGAUCAGCUUUGUGGAUCCCUUGGUCUCUAACUACACCGUGGUGGACUUCCGGAACAAAGCAGCCGCCCUGAUUGAAGAUAUAUUUGCUCGGGAGAAGAUCCCAAUUGUUGUGGGAGGCACCAACUAUUACAUCGAGUCCCUGCUCUGGAAGGUCCUUGUGGAUACCAAGGAGAAGACCAGCCCUUCCCCUGGGCGAGCAGCCGACCGGAGGGUGGAACUGGAGCAGCUGGACGGCCGCGAGCUCCAUUGCCGGCUGAGCCAAGUGGACCCGGAAAUGGCUGCCAAGCUGCAUCCCCACGAUAAGCGCAAAGUGGCCAGGAGCCUGCAAGUAUUUGAAGAAACUGGGAUCCCCCAUAGCGAGUUCCUGCAUCGGCAGCGAGAGGAGGAAGGUGGGGGCCCAUUGGGGGGGCCCCUGAAGUACCCAAACUCCUGUAUCCUGUGGCUUUACGCAGACCAGGCAGCUCUAGAUGUGCGGCUGGACAAGCGGGUGGAUGACAUGGUGGCAGCGGGGCUCCUGGAGGAGCUGCGGGACUUCCACCGGCGUUACAACCGGGAGAAGGUGGCUGAGAACUGCCAGGAUUAUCAGCAUGGCAUUUUCCAGUCGAUUGGCUUCAAGGAGUUCCACGAGUACCUUAUGACAGAGGGGAAGUGCCCAGAGGAGACCAGCGCCUCGCUGCUGGAGAAAGGGAUCCAGGCCCUGAAACUAGUGACGAAGAGAUACGCCCGGAAGCAGAACAAGUGGGUCCGAAACCGCUUCUUGAGACGCCCUGGACCCAAUGUGCCCCCAGUGUAUGGCUUGGAGGUGUCUGAUCUCUCCCAGUGGGAUGAGAAUGUGUUGAAACCUGCCCUUCAGAUUGUGGAGAGCUUCAUCCAGGGGCGGCAGCCAUCGGCAGACCCUGUAAAGAUGGAGAGCGAGAUAAAUGAGGACAAACGGAGUCAUCACAUGUGUGAGCUCUGCAACAGAGUCAUCAUUGGGGACAGAGAAUGGGCAGCUCACACAAAGUCGAAGUCCCAUCUGCACCACCUGAAGAAAAGAUUGAAGCUGCACUCAAAGCUCAGUGCUGUGGAAAGCCAAGUUAAUGUCACAGAGACUCAAGGAGCCAGUGAAGGGGCAGAGAACUUGGGACAGGACAGAAACUAGACUCAGUUCUGCAUCUGCCAACCAGCUGGGGAGCCGGGUCAGCAGCUGUUCUAUCCCCGAUGGAAUCGAGAUUGAAUGGAGCAGAGCGCAGGAAGGAUCUGGGGAGAAGCUGGGUGUCUUGCUUUCAGCAUCCUGCUGUAGGCAAGAGCGUAUCCUCUUCACCUGGCAUGAAUGGGGUGAGGAUCCCCAAACUUCUCCAGCCCAGCCUGAAAACUGCUGAACCUCCAAGCAAGCUCAUCAGGAGCAACCGAGCUGAGUUGUGUUUUUAAUUCUAGGCAGUGACCCAGCAUCCCAGCCUUGGGGUUUGAUCUAGUUUGCUGGCAUUUGAGUGAGGCGUUCUCAGGGACAGAAUUAACUGUGUUCGUACCAGCCUUGGCCAAAAGAUUAGAGCCACAUACUAGGGAAUUCUCACUACCUUGAUUUAUUUUUUAUGAAGGCUUUUUUUUUUUACAUCUAAAUAAAGUAGAAACGUUGGCGCUCUCA